GAACAUAAUUAUAACAAAACAAACCAAAAAUUGAUCAGAAAAAUCUCAGCAGAGCUGUGAAUAGAAACUGCCCUGACGUUUCACCCACCGAGAGGCCAAAAAGGCUCUCUUUUUCUCUCUCUCCGCCACUUAUUCACCCACCACCACCGUUAUCCAUGACGGCAUCCGUCGAAAAUAUCCCGUUCCGCCGCCUCGACCAGGGCGGCACAUCUACCGUCUUCCACUCCCUAUCCGGUGACUCCUCCGUCCGAGGAUGCAACAAUUUCCUCCCUAAUCCUGAACUCACCCACCACAAGUCAUCUCAUCGCACCGCCGCCGACGUGGUCCCCGGUGAGUUUUAUUCUUCCGGCGAUGACGACGACGACGACGGCGACCGGAAUGGCAGUGACGACUACGCUGCGGAAAUAAGGAAAGGGAAAUCGGAAACAGAGCCGUCCGUUCACGACGCCAGAGACUCCAAUACUUCAGACCGGUGGAUUCCGCGGAACCCGUCGCUGAUCCGGCUGACCGGGAAGCACCCGUUCAACUCCGAGCCGCAGCUGGACCGGCUGAUGCGCCACGGUUUCAUCACCCCGGUCCCGCUCCACUACGUCCGGAACCACGGCGCCGUCCCCUGCACUUCAUGGGACGACUGGACCGUCGAGGUCACCGGCCUCGUGAAGCGGCCCAUGACCCUCACAAUGGAACAGCUAGUCAACGAGUUCCCUCACCGCGAGUUCCCCGCCACUCUGGUAUGCGCCGGGAACCGCCGCAAGGAACAGAACAUGGUCAGAAAGACGAACGGGUUCGACUGGGGCGCCGCCGCCGUCUCCACCUCCGUCUGGAGAGGGGUCCCACUCGCCGCCGUCCUGAAGCGGUGCGGGAUCUACAGCCGGAGGAGGGGCGCCCGGAACGUGUGCUUCGAAGGGGCGGAGGACUUGGCCGGGGGCGGCGGCGGGGGGUCGUCGAAGUACGGGACGAGCAUUUCGAGGGAAGUCGCGAUGGAUCCGGCGAGGGAUAUUGUGGUGGCGUACAUGCAGAACGGGGAGAGGCUGGCGCCGGACCACGGGUUUCCGGUGAGGAUGAUCAUUCCGGGGUUCAUCGGCGGCAGGAUGGUGAAGUGGCUUAGGAGAAUCAUUGUCACCACUCGGGAAUCGGGAAGUUACUAUCACUACAUGGACAAUAGGGUCCUUCCGUCCCACGUGGACGCCGAACUCGCUAAAGCUGAAGCUUGGUGGUACAAGCCAGAGUACAUAAUCAAUGAGCUGAACAUCAAUUCCGUCAUUACGACGCCGUCUCAUGAAGAGAUCUUGCCCAUCAAUGCUUGGACCACCCAAUGCCCUUUCACGCUUAGAGGCUACGCCUAUUCUGGAGGUGGGAAGAAAGUGACGCGAGUGGAAGUGACAAUGGACGAAGGGGAGACAUGGAUGGUGUGCCAACUCGACCGUCCUGAGAAGCCAAACAAGUACGGCAAAUACUGGUGCUGGUGCUUUUGGUCUCUCCAGGUCGAGGUCCUCCCCUUGUUGGGCGCCAAACAAAUUGCGGUUCGGGCUUGGGAUGAGACUCAUAAUACCCAACCCCAAAAGCUCAUUUGGAAUCUCAUGGGAAUGAUGAACAAUUGUUGGUUCCGGGUGAAGACCAACAUUUGCAAAGCACGCAAAGGAGAGAUUGGGAUAGUGUUUGAGCACCCGACGCAGCCCGGAAACCAACCGGGCGGAUGGAUGUCCAAGCAAAUGCACCAUGAGAGUUCUUCCGAUGCCACACCCGCUCUCAAGAAGAGCGUGUCGUCGCCCUUCUUCGACAACACCGCGGCCGCUAAGACCUUCUCCAUGUCCGAGGUGAAGAAGCACAACACCACGGACUCCGCUUGGGUGGUCGUCCACGGCCACGUCUACGACUGCACCCGCUUCUUGAACGAGCACCCAGGCGGCUCUGAUAGCAUCCUUAUCAACGCUGGCACCGACUGCACGGAGGAGUUUGACUCCAUCCACUCCGAUAAGGCGAGGGGGCUCUUGGAAGACUAUAGGGUCGGGGAGGUCGUGGUCACCACUUCGGGAGGCUACACUUCCGAUUCCUCCUCGUCUACUCCCUCUUCGGCAAACGGAUCCGUCCACGGUCCCAACCAUUUAGCACCGAUAAGAGAAAUGGGUGCAAUGGGACUGACGGGCAAUGCAGAUGCAGUGCUCGUCGUCCCACACGAGAAAAUCUUGUGCAAACUCGUGCACAAGGAAUCCAUCUCCCGCGACGUGAGGCUAUUCAGGUUCGCUCUCCCCCGAGAUGACCAAGUCCUCGGCUUACCGGUUGGAAAGCACAUUUUCUUGUUCGCCAUUGUAGACGGGAAACUCUGCAUGCGGGCAUACACCCCCAUCAGCGCCCCUGACCAGGUCGGAUACUUUGACCUGGUCGUGAGGAUUUACUUCAAAGAAAUCCACCCCAGAUUUCCAAACGGGGGCCAAAUGUCCCAACACCUAGAGUUGCUCCAACUGGGCUCUUGUCUCCAGGUCAAGGGCCCAGUAGGGCACAUUGAGUACAAAGGGAGGGGAAAUUUUCUUGUCCAUGGUAAGCCCAAAUUCGGGACGAAGCUCUCCAUGAUCGCCGGAGGGACAGGGAUUACUCCGAUCUACCAAGCCAUGCAGGCAAUCUUGAGGGACCCGGGGGACGAAACGGAGAUGCACGUGGUCUACGCUAACCGGACGGAAGCGGAUAUUGCAUUGAGGGGCGAGCUUGACGCAUGGGCGGAGAAAUAUCCGGGCAGGGUCAAAGUGUGGUACGUUGUUCAAGAGUCGCGGGAAGGGUGGAAGUAUAGCACCGGGUAUAUCAAUGCCGAGAUCCUGAGAGGGCAUAUUCCGGGGGCAUCUGCCACCACGCUGGCGCUGGCGUGCGGGCCGCCGCCGAUGAUUCAGUUCGCCGUUUGUCCUAACUUGGAGAAGAUGGGGUAUGACAUCGAGGGUUCUCUACUGCUGUUUUAGCUCGCUUAAUAAUCUCUACUCGUAUUUUUCUGUGUUUUUUUUGUACUCCGUAUAUAAUUGUGUAUUGUAUAUGGAUACUACAACGCCACAGCUGGUAUAUAGUUGUUC
Cuscuta campestris is the source of this 3056-nucleotide messenger RNA. NCBI's taxonomy places the organism in Eukaryota, Viridiplantae, Streptophyta, Magnoliopsida, Solanales, Convolvulaceae. The record is from the annotation of a GenBank genome assembly.